Molecule: messenger RNA, 3305 nt
Organism: Larimichthys crocea (large yellow croaker)
Lineage: Eukaryota; Metazoa; Chordata; Actinopteri; Sciaenidae
Product: guanine nucleotide-binding protein subunit alpha-13
Exons: 5
Coding region: 120-1253 (377 amino acids)
Biological process (GO): Rho protein signal transduction; adenylate cyclase-activating G protein-coupled receptor signaling pathway
Cellular component (GO): heterotrimeric G-protein complex; cytoplasm; brush border membrane
Molecular function (GO): G-protein beta/gamma-subunit complex binding; guanyl nucleotide binding; D5 dopamine receptor binding
Source: RefSeq, a predicted model, not a curated record
AGUGAGAGAGAGAGUGAGAGAGAGAGACUACUUCCUGAGUUUAGGGAAGGGGCUUGGUCCCGUGCCCGCGCCCCGCCGCGAACGCGCAUCAAAUUAGCAUCGAUGAAGUUUGUGCGAACAUGGCGGAUUUCCUGCCGACCAGGUCCGUGUUAAAAGUUUGCCUGCCCGUCUGCCUGUUGAACAACGGCGAGGUGGAACAGCUGAGGAAGUCCAAGGAGAUCGACAGAUGUCUCUCCCGGGAGAAAACCUACGUGAAGCGGCUGGUGAAGAUCCUGCUGCUGGGCGCUGGCGAGAGCGGCAAGUCGACUUUCCUCAAACAAAUGCGGAUCAUCCACGGCCAGGACUUCGACCAGCAAGCCCGAGAGGACUUCAAGGGCACGAUUUACAGCAACGUUAUCAAAGGUGUUCGCGUGUUGGUGGACGCCCGAGAGAAGCUGCACAUCCCGUGGGGCGACCAGGACAACCAGAAGCACGGGGACAGCCUGAUGGCGUUCGACACCCGCUCGGCUAAGGUGACCAGCGGGAAGCUGGAGACGUCCGUCUUCCUGCAGUACCUGCCGGCCAUCAAGGCUCUGUGGGCGGAUUCGGGCAUCCAGCACGCCUUCGAUCGCCGUAGGGAGUUUCAGCUGGGUGAGUCAGUGAAGUAUUUCUUGGAUAAUCUGGAUAAGCUCGGCGAGCCGAGUUACCUCCCCACUCAACAGGACAUCCUGCUCGCCCGUAAACCCACCAAGGGCAUCCACGAGUAUGACUUUGAGAUCAAGAACGUUCCCUUCAAGAUGGUGGACGUGGGAGGGCAGCGGUCGGAGCGGAGACGCUGGUUCGAGUGCUUCGACUCGGUCACCUCCAUCCUCUUCCUCGUCUCCUCCUCCGAAUACGACCAGGUGCUGAUGGAGGACAGGCAGACCAACCGGCUGCGCGAAUCGCUCAACAUCUUCGAGACCAUCGUCAACAACCGCGUCUUCGCCAACGUCUCCAUCAUCCUCUUCCUCAACAAGACGGACCUGCUGGAGGAGAAGGUGAAGAGCGUUCCGCUCAAGGACUAUUUUCCCGAAUACACCGGGACGGAGCACAGCCUGCCGGACAUCCAGGCGUUCAUGGUGGAGUGCUUCCGGGCCAAGAGACGGGAUGCCACCCAGAAGCCCCUGUACCACCACUUCACCACAGCCAUCAACACGGAGAACAUCAGGCUGGUGUUCCGGGACGUCAAGGACACCAUCCUCCACGACAACCUCAAACAGCUCAUGCUGCAAUGACCCCUGUCAACCUGUGAAAGUAGAGGACCUGAAUGGGGACAAACCACCCGCUCGCUCCUGAUAUGAGGACUUGGGAGAGACCAGCCUCAGAAGAAUCCGAUCGACGUCAGCAUUCUUCUUCAGCCGUUUUUAUAUUAGUUUUUACUCUCCUCUUUUGAAGAGUUGGCCUUCUUGUUAGUUCGGGGUUUGGUAGGGGAAUGAGUCAGUAGGACAGACUGUCUGUGGUUAUAAAGAAAGACGAGCAGACAGUUUGGAUGUCGGAUAACAUCUGAUCUCCGCUGCUGCGUCUUGAGACACUCUCCUCUGGCCUGAGCGCCGACCUUACAGCACAAGACUCUCUGGGGGGGCUUUUCGACUCACAAGGUGUCUGUGCUGGCGCCAGUGCAGACGCCAAAAACAUUUAACAAACCAGGCAUUGGGUGUCUAAACCAACUUGCCAAGCAACAAAUACAGGCACGGCGAAAUACGUACUUCGGUUAAAUAGUUAGGCGAUCACCUGUGCCAGUCUGUGUCCAAGCACUGAAUUUACUUAGUCCAAAAUCACUCCUUUUUUAUUUCCGUCGCUCUCUCCAGUGCUGCUUUGUGAGCCCCCGUAGUUCAUAGAAGGGUUUGUCAACUUUAACUGAUCAUCUGGAGACUGCACAAUAUCCUUGUUCCCUCCCUCUUCCCGUCCCAGUCAUCGCUUUUUGUUCGGUUCAAGAUCAGCAGGUCGAAGAAGAAAGUGCCGGCACAGAGCCAGUUUUUUUGCCAGUACAGGGGCCAGCUCACUGAUGGUGAUGGUGAUGGUGAAAGCGCUGUGGUUUAAAGAUUUGAUGCAGAUUUGAUGCUCCAGCACUGGCACCUUGUCAGUGGAAAGAAAUUAAAAUAAAACAAAUGCUAGAAAAGAGCGCAACCGCGAGACUGAACCCCCACGAUGCCUUUCCAUAUAAUGUCUUAAGGAGACUUAAUCACUGUUGCAAAUCCUGCAUUUGUGCCUGUUUGCCUCUAGAAUUAAAAUAAACCAUAGCUGCCUUCAAAUCGAUAUGUUUCCAUGCAGGUUGUCCUGAAUAUAUAUAUUAUUUUUGGUUGUUUAGAGGGCAGAAAUAACCUUUCAUUGGCACAUUUUUAGGCAGGCGUGCCAGCAAGUGAACAUGCAGUCCACUGUUUUCUCAGGGUUGAAUCAAAACCAGCAGUUAACGCUGAUGUCAUUGUUGGUGAACUAACUGAAUAAUCUAAUCUUUCUCUGGGUGGCGGAGCAGCGAGACUCAGCCAGGCCUCAUUACAGUUAGCUGGGUGGUGUUUGGUACUGUAUCCUCCUGACUUUAACCCAGACUCCCCCCUCCUCUUCUGUUUCUCUCUCUCUUUAUACUCAUCUCUGAUCAGAGGCCUCGUAAAGGGACAGACCUCCCGUUUGCCUGAUGAAUGUCUGUUAAUAGAUGUACAGAGAUUUGCUCUAGAUUGUCUGAAUAUACUGUAACCAGCAUUGUUAUGGUGAGAUGUAACCUGUCCUGUGAGAAUAUCUGUGUUGGCACUGAGUUGUGACUCUGAAAAUGCAAUCUUGUGCUGUUUAGGAGUUCCCUUUGUAAAAAAAAGUUGAAUACUUUUGUCAGUGACUGUAUUCUGUAGAGGGGCCAAUCUUUGUUAGAGGACAACUUCCAGGCACUGUUAAAAUCUGUGUUUCUGCCAAAAUCACCCCGUGCUUUUUUUUCUUUUGGGACUGUUCACAAGGAUGGUCCCAAAAAUAAAACUCCUGUGACUUUCUUCAGUCUUUGCUUUCAGUUUUUCUUUUCGUUUUGCUUUGUACAUACUGUAAUCUGUUGCCAUGUAAAUAAUAUUCAGGUUUAUCUCCAUAUAUGUAAAUGGUUGUAGAAAUGGCGUUUUUUUUUUCCUCCCCCUCAUUCUGAAUGUGUUUUUCAAAUCACUGCUUUUUUUUUCUAAUGAAGAUGAUCUUUUUUUCGAUGUAGAUGUAUUUCUGUGUAAUUUCCUUUCACCACCUUUUUAUUUUGAAAUUCAUUCCUGUGCCAAGUCUCAUGCCACUCUAACCCUAUCAAUAAAAUACACUUUUCUAAUGAA